AUGAGCUGCCAUAUAUGCGACUCUGCCCACUCCCGCCUCCCACACCUCUGUCCGACAUGUGCCCGCAAUCGGCUCUAUCCUCUGCGCUUGGAUACCACACGGGCUCUUCUAGAGAAGGAAACCCUAGCGAACCAGAUUGAAACAGCCGUUUCCCAUGGAGCUCCGAAAGAUCAACACCUCGGGCCUGGAGAGCAGUCUUCAAGAUUGAGCCAUCCAAGUACGAGUACGAGUACUUGGUCUCUCCAAACGAUCUCCAGCAAACAAGUCGCCUCGGCUUCAAGGAGGGACGACCUGUCCCGAAAUACCGCAGCCCUGAAAGAGGAUAUUAGGGUUAAAAAAGCUGACCUGGCGGAACGAAAAGCAACUCUGGCUCGGAGACGCGCCGAUGCUGAAUCUGCCCAGUACCAGCUUGUGGAGCGGGAAACGGCUAGUCUGACGGCUGUUCAGAAUGCAACCAAAAGAGCUGAGCAUCUUUGGCAUUCUUUGCAUAGUAAGACGGCGGAGGCAAGGAUCUUUCUUUGUCGAGAAGCUGCCCAUCUCUAUGGCUUACGACAGAAGACGGCGAGGAAGGGCGAUCCUCGUCAACUAUACGUGCUAGGAGGCAUGCCCAUAGUGGAUUUAAGGGACAUGAAUGGCAAGUCCUCCACGAUGGGUACAAGUAUUGUGCGCCCACAGUUUACUGACAUCUUUGAAGGUGCCACGCCCGCUCAAAUAUCGACUUCCUUCUCGAACGUUGCUCAGCUUCUUGUCCUAGUCUCACACUACCUCUCUCUCAGGCUACCAGCUGAAAUAACCCUGCCUCAUCGAGAUUAUCCGACCCCGACCAUAUACCCGCCUGCCUCCUCAUAUGAUUCGCGUGGAAUGACUGGGAAGAAUACCGCGCACUCUUCACUGUCGAGUCAAGCCAGCUCGAGAACGGGAGAUGCACGUACCCAGUCUCGUCCGCGGCCACUUUUCAUUGACAAGUCUCUUCAACGACUGGCAAAAGAAGACCCUGGCACAUAUGCGCUCUUUCUUGAGGGAGCGACAUUGUUGGCCUGGGAUGUGGCUUGGCUAUGCCGAACCCAAGGCAUCAACCUGACAUCCGACUCUUGGGAAGAAGUUUGCGACAUGGGAAAGAGCAUGUACCAGCUACUAGUUGCUCCACCAGCCCAGCCUUCCUCUCUGAUGCGAGCUUUUGCAAGUCGCGAUACACAGACUAAGAUCAAGUCCACCAAGGACUCCCCGCAAACGACGAUACAACGCAGGAAAUCAUUCCCCAUGCUUGGACACUAUUCACACGGCACGGUGCACUCUUUUCUAGCUGGAUCCGAAGGAUCCGAGUAUGUGCGCACCUGGAAGCUACCAACGCCCACGAAGAUCGUGGAUAAAUUAAAGGCCAAUCUACUUGGAGAGAUGACCAGUGCAGAAUGGGAACUGUUAGAAGAAAAUGAAUGGGACGAUGGGCCUACAGAGCCUGAUCAGCCACCUUUCAUACAGAGUUCCAACAUCUCGAGCUCACCUUCAGUCCCCAUCCAACCAAAUGAAGGGGCAAACAAUGAACCAUCCAGCCAGGGCCAGGGCCAGGGCGCAGAUGAAGGCCGUCGCUCGAAAGGCAAUAGCGGCUGGAUGAAGCUCAACAAUAGAUAG
Molecule: messenger RNA, 1629 nt
Organism: Penicillium cosmopolitanum
Lineage: Eukaryota; Fungi; Ascomycota; Eurotiomycetes; Eurotiales; Aspergillaceae
Product: Atg14 domain-containing protein
Exons: 1
Coding region: 1-1629 (542 amino acids)
Biological process (GO): SNARE complex assembly
Cellular component (GO): endosome; lytic vacuole
Molecular function (GO): SNARE binding
Source: RefSeq, a predicted model, not a curated record